Candidula unifasciata is the source of this 597-nucleotide messenger RNA. NCBI's taxonomy places the organism in Eukaryota, Metazoa, Mollusca, Gastropoda, Stylommatophora, Geomitridae. The record is from the annotation of a GenBank genome assembly.
AUGGGUAAAGACAAACGCACCAAAAAGUUUGCUCAAGUGAAACGACUUCUCAGCCUAAAAGAUUCCAGAUUGAAAGCCAAGGAUAGAGUUAAAAAGAAACCGAAGAGGAAGCCAAAUCCGGAGAAUAUUUCAGUACGAGAACUCCCACAGUCAUCAUCAGCCAUGUACUUUAACUACAACACACAGCUAGGGCCACCCUUUCACGUCAUUAUGGAUACCAACUUCAUCAACUUCUCCAUCAAGAACAAGCUGGAUAUUGUUACCAGCAUGAUGGACUGUCUGUAUGCCAAGUGUAUCCCUUACAUCACAGACUGUGUCAUGGCGGAGUUGGAGAAGCUAGGUCGAAAGUACAGAAUAGCUCUCAAAGUUGCCAAGGACUCACGAUUUCACCACCUGACCUGCAUGCACAAGGGCACCUAUGCUGAUGAUUGCAUUGUGAAGAGAGUUACCGAGAGCAAGUGUUACAUUGUCGCAACAAAUGACAAAGAUCUGAAAAAGCGGAUUAGAAAAAUACCUGGCGUGCCAAUCAUGUACAUCAUACAACACAGAUACUCUAUAGAGAGGCUACCAGAUGCUUACGGUGCACCCAAAAUGUGA